AUGAGUCGGGUUAAUCUCAUCUCACACGUUCACCAGAGCACUCUUACUUCGGGCAUCUUUCCAACCAAAAUCGAGGUCCAACAGUUUUCUCGCCGAUGGGCUGGUAGGGAGCUUAAGCAAUUGCUUGAGUCUCUUCCGUACAGGAAAACCCCCAUCGUUGUAGGCGUGUCGCUGAAGACCAACAGCCAGCAGGACGUCGUGUCUCUGGGCUUUUCUAUUAACGACAGGGUUGUUUCCGUACCGCUCAACGACGUCGCCGGGUCGUUCGGGACCGUCGAUGGACCCCUUCGUGAUCUCCUAUCGGGAAAGGCCCCUUUUCCAAGUAAACUGGGAGAAGACUACACUAACGAGUUUGUGUUGGUGUCCUUCGACAUGGCCCGAGUUGCCUUGCUCAUCCGACAGCACACUGGGUGCCAUACGCAGGGCUAUGACCUCAGUACCAUCCUCGCUCCCAACGCCCUUGCACCGUGGUCGCCUGCAAAGGUUAUCGCACGCCGCGUCUCUGAUCAAAUCGAUGCCAUGAGGGUCAAUGGCUACUGGGAUCGAGAGGAGGAUCAAGAGGCUUUUGUAAUGAGAGCAUGGCUCUCUCAAUGGUAUGAUACCGCUUCCUCCACCUUCUACGAACUGGAAUGCCUGGAAGCAAUGGUCGCCGAGAUUCAUCGUCUUGAUCAACUCAAACCACGAGAAUUCCGCAAUGAGUUCAACAGCUUGUCGAAGCGCAAGGAUGGGAAACUCGAAUUACGGAAUGAUCGAUUCAAGACGCGUGUUAGAAGAAGUUCUCGCCAGGCUGUUGUUAUCACCACGACCUCGGGCAGAGAGCAUACCACUCGGGCCGUUGGUAUGAGAGGAAAGACCACGACCCUCUCCGCGCUCAACAUGAAGAACCUCAACGACGUUCAAAGCGUGCACGUUAUAGGCCGGCAGGAACUCACAAACUCGGAGAGAGCUGCAGAGUUCUUGCUUCUAUCGGUCCUCCAAGGCACCAAGUCGUUCCAGAAAUCCCCUUUCAUCCGUCUCUUUUGGUUCCCAACUUGGAAGAAGUUCAAGCCUCCGGCCAACUCUGUGAGGCUGGACCAAUACCGCGUCGAGUCUGUUCUGCAUAGUGCGCAUCUCAAUGACUCCCAGAGAAAGGUAGUGGAAACUAUCGGGUCGGACGAGAGGUCGAUCAUUGUGCAUGGCCCCCCUGGUACUGGUAAGACGACCACCAUUGCUGCCAUCUCUAGAAUCUGGGACAUGCACGAUUGCCCAGUGUGGAUCGUCGCGCAUUCCAAUGUUGCGGUGAAGAAUAUCGCCAACGCGUUGUUCAAACGCGAUGUUGAUUUCAAGAUCAUCGUGUCCAAGGAAUUCUACGAGGAAUGGCAUGAACAUUUGUAUCUUGCUAUCGAGGCCAAGCUCAUCCGCACGGACGAACUCCCGACAGACCCUGUCGGAUUGGAGCGUGUCAUCGGCGAUUCGUGUGUCAUCUUGUCGACGCUGAGCACCCUCUCCAAUCCUGCCUUGGAUCAGAACAAGAUGUUUGAAUUGGUACCUGUGGAGCGCCUGAUUGUCGACGAGGCCUCGCAGAUUCGGGUGUUCGAGUUUCUCCACCUCUUCGAAAAAUUCCAGAAGGACUUGGAAAAGGUGUACUUCUUUGGGGACCCAUGUCAAUUAUCACCCUUCAACCACGAGAAAGUGCGGACCAUGAAAACGGUGUUCGAUCUUGCCCACCUGAAUACGAACGAGAGACGAUGGAUGUUGAAGACCCAGUAUCGAAUGCCUGUCCAACUUGGACAUUUCAUCUCCCAGGAGGUAUAUGGAGGGCAACUCGAAUCUGUCCACGAUGAUGUCUCUUCGGGUUGUAUCAAGUUUGUGAAUGCCGGCAAUGGCCGCGAGUCCAUGUCAGGGAGGAGUUGGAUGAACGAGGGAGAGAUAUCGACCGUCGUUAACCUCAUCAAGAUUUACUACAACCAUCAUGAAUUCGCCGUCAUCACUCCCUACGACGCGCAGCGAGGGCGCAUCGAAAAGGCGCUCACGGUCAACGACCUUAACUGGAAGGAUAAAGUGUUCAAUCUGGAUAGUUUCCAAGGCAAUGAACGGGACUACAUUAUCAUUUCCCUCGUGCGAACCAACGAAGUCGGGUUCUUGUCCAACCUCAAUCGCCUCAACGUCCUCCUCACACGAUGCAAGAAGGGGAUGAUCAUCGUCACCAACCGAGACUUCCUGAGGACAUCUGGGUAUCACACCUUGGUUGCGAGGCUCGCCAACCAUUGGGCGCGAAUGUUUGGGGAGUCUCGUACCUGGGUGGAUUGGAGGGAUGUCUCGUUUGGCUCGGCUGACAUGCCCGGUGUUCUGGGCCCGAACCGCGGGCGUAGUUCUUUCCAGUUUGGCUCCAUUGUUUUCUCGACACAGUCGAAUUCUGGAAGUGCGCGUGUCCCGGCGAGGUAUCAGGGCGCGUCGGGAGGUUUCGAUACAUCAAAGUUGUGGGCCAACAAAGCGAAGUUUGCUGAGCAGCAAUCCACCAGCUACUUCCAAACCGAUGAAGAGCUGUGGUCACAUUCCAAUAGUUGGAAUUGGCCGGAGACCAGCUCCCAUUCACCUCCAUCCACAUCCAUCGAAACCCCGCCGCGAACCCCUUCCCCCACUCAGUGGCCUUCGCUUUCUCAUAUGCCGAGUUUGCCGAAGAAGAAGGGCUGGGAUAUUCAGCAGAACCCCACAUCCCAGAAGUACUCGCUCGUGAACCGGGGUAAGACACAGCCCCAAGCCUAUUCGACUCAGUCGCGUUUGUAUCAACAGCCUGGUUCCUAUGGAUAUCAAAACACCUCUUUCAACGGCUAUGGGUACACUGCCAAUGUUCGAGCACCAACCUCGACGUGGACAUCCCAGCAAUCUCGUCGCCAGUCUACGCCCACUACAACCAUAACAUUUGUCAACAACCAAGGAUCUUCGGCGACAUCCGCCAGGAAUGUCUAUCCGGGAACCGCUACGUCUCUUCAGUCCACGACUGCGAGCAAACUCAACGCGAGGGCUGCCCCAUUUACUAGCAGAUAUACUACACCCACUCUUGCACCCAGGCCGACUGCUCAUUCACAAAUGUAUCAGCGAGAAGCACAAGCACUAGACGAGGCGGGGUGGACGAGGGUCGAGAGGCGCAAGGGCUUUGGGCGGAAGACGGUUGCUGCGGCUGCGAAGGCUGCUGCACCGGUGGCUCCUCAACAGCCUUCGAAGAGGUAUAUGAAUAAUCGGUACUACUGGGCGGGAAGGUGA
Messenger RNA from Coprinopsis cinerea okayama7#130, 3243 nucleotides. RefSeq lists its product as hypothetical. NCBI's taxonomy places the organism in Eukaryota, Fungi, Basidiomycota, Agaricomycetes, Agaricales, Psathyrellaceae. The transcript has 10 exons. The record is from RefSeq and is a predicted model, not a curated record. Bases 1 to 3243 code for a protein of 1080 amino acids.